CCGCCGGUCCACCACCGGCAACCUCUCCAUCGGCGUUCACCCCUCCCUCUUCUUCUUCUUCUUCUCUCUCCCAUUUCACUCCGACUUUCUCGUUGCUUCAAACCCUGUUUUGGGUAGGGUUUUUUUCUCUGUGAAAUCCAGGUCCGCCAGCAUUGCUGCCCCUGCAAUUUCUUCUUAUUCUUUUCAUUGCUUGAAACCCUGUUCUGGGUAGGGUUUUUUCGCUGUCAAAUCCAGGUCCGCCACCAUUGCCGCCCUUGCAAAUUCUUCUUCUUCACCGGGGUAGAAGUAACUAUGGUUGGGGGCGUGAUUAAGCUUUCACCGAUUCUGCGUUAUGGGUUCUUUUCGGCGCUCAACUCCCUAUAUAGAGGUUUGAGUGCCUUGUAACAGCCGAACAUCCUACUCCCAAACUGCCAUACCAGGCUGAAUCGAGCUCUGAAGGUGCUGCAUCUCUCAAGAACGACCUCCAUCAAGUAUCUAUAAAGGCAACAUUGAGAAAGGUAAGAAAAGGAAAUACUCACAAUCUCCAGAACACCAUUAGCCUGGGAUUCAAGCUCAACCUGAACUAGAGUCUACCAUGAGGAAAGAUGAGGGAUUGUUUUAUCUUUCAGAUAAGCCAUACUUCCAUUGCAUUCUUUCAAAGUCACAAGUCAAGCCUAAAUAUCAAAUGGCACUUCCUUCCAAAGUACGCUCUAUACUUCCAUCAAAUGUUGUUCCUGUGGUUCUUACCUACCAGAACAAGAACUGGAAUAUGCUCUAUUAUGGGGAUCGUGCCCUUAAACGAUUUGAUCCCAGCUGGAGAAAUUUUGCAAUGGACAACAACCUGAGAACUGGAGAUGGCAUAAUCUUUGAACUUGUAGAGUGCAGUGCUAAGAUUGUCAAGUUCAGAGUGCAAAUUCUCAGUGGUGACAUUCCAUCUGAUUUCCUAAAAAGGAUUGAUGGUGAGAGUUUAGAGGCACCUAUUUUAAUUGAGUAAGAUGAGGAUUUGUUGAUUUAAUGCAAGGAUAUUUUCUUCAUAGCUAUUGUGUAAUGUUUCCUGAGCUUCAUGUUCAAUUCCAUGUAUGUUUUUCUUUUCAACAUCAUAGAAAGAUAAUGUUUUAAUAUAUGCAGAUUGAGGUUCUCGCUAUAAAUGUGCCUAGUAGAAACAUGUACUUGCUGUCUUUUUCAUUUUUACUUUUUAACUCUUUAAAAUCAAUUUCUGCAUCUUGCAGUAAUUUGUUUCUUG
Nelumbo nucifera (sacred lotus) is the source of this 1222-nucleotide messenger RNA. RefSeq names its product B3 domain-containing protein Os04g0386900-like. The record is from RefSeq and is a predicted model, not a curated record. NCBI's taxonomy places the organism in Eukaryota, Viridiplantae, Streptophyta, Magnoliopsida, Proteales, Nelumbonaceae. Gene Ontology annotation, molecular function: DNA binding.